This is a messenger RNA of Magallana angulata, 810 nucleotides long. RefSeq lists its product as uncharacterized. The transcript has 5 exons. Bases 103 to 717 code for a protein of 204 amino acids. Lineage: Eukaryota; Metazoa; Mollusca; Bivalvia; Ostreida; Ostreidae. The record is from RefSeq and is a predicted model, not a curated record.
CUGUAUUGAAGAGACAACCCCCCACGCCACGAAUACAAUAUAAAGAGAAGCCACCAUCUCAACAGCAUAGUAAUCUUGAAGGUACUUGAACUUAAAUCCAACAUGUAUGCUGCUAUUGUGGUGUUCUUUGCGAGUAUUGUGGGAGUUAAUUCUUUGUCCAUACACAAAAGAUCAUGCUCAGUAACCAUUGACUCAGACUUUGCAGUUAAUAAGUUUCUAGGUGACUGGUAUAUGCUUAAAAGAAAACCUACAGGCGCAAAGAAGAUUUCUGUUGAUAAGUAUGCAUGGCACGUAACAAAAGGAACCGGAAAUACUCUCAACAUUAGACAGACAGGAAGACUGACAAUUGAGGGAGUUUACAGACCAUGCUUCAACAAGACGGCAACUCUCACUCCGGGCGUUAAUAAUGGUGAAUUUCUCUGGAGGUCGAACACAGCUGUUUCCAGGGCUGACAUUGAGGUUAUAAAGAUAGACGAGGGUCUAGCCUAUAUUGACAUGUGUGUCCCCAGUAAGUCCCGGGGGAAGUGCGGGAGUUUUGUGUUAUCACGUGACGACAGUCCGAGCGAACAGGAAGUUCGGACGAUGGACGCCGGCAUCAACUCAGAACUGUGUGAAGAUAGCUCCAAGUUUGAAAAUCUAAUAAAACCGGACGUCGAGAGUAAUAUGUCCAUAGUUUGGAGCCUGACCCAAUUGUUCACUGUCAUCAUAGGAUUGUAAAUAGUUUGUUUUAUGACCAUAUCAUGUUGUUCUUCAUUCACUGUUUUGUUAUUUAUAUUUUCUAUUUAUUAUAUUUAAUAAAUUCUUAUUGAU